GGCGUGCAGUUCCAUCAAAUAUACACCAUCUCCACUUUCAAUACUUGCAUAUACCAUACUAUCUAAAACCAUUUUCAAGUAUGGCACAAUCUUUGUUAUUCACAGUGAAGAGAUGUGCCCCUGAAUUGGUCACUCCAUCGAAUAAACGCCAUUUCCACUAUCAGUACUUACAUAAACAAUACCAUCAAAAACCAUUAUCAAGUAUUGCCCAAUCUGUGCUAUUCACAUUGAAGAAGCCUGCCGCUGGAUUGGUCACUCCAUCCAAUAUACACCAUCAAAAGUCAUUUUCAAUUCUGGCCCAAUGUCUCAUAUUCCCAGUCAAGAAGCGUGCUCCUGAAUUAGUUACUCCAUCGAAACCAACACCUCGUGAAGUAAAAUUACUAUCCGACAUCGAUGACCAAGAUCUGUUACGUGUACAAGUUCCCCUGAUACAGUUCUAUAACUAUGAUCCAAAUAUGAAAGGAAAAGACCCUGUUGAUGUUAUUCGAAAAGCACUUGCGAAAACGCUCGUGUUUUAUUAUCCAUUUGCAGGUAGGUUGAGAGAAGGAGCUGGUAGGAAACUUAUGGUUGAUUGUACUGGAGAAGGUGUUUUGUUCAUUGAAGCUGAUGCCGAUGUUAGUCUUAAAGAUUUCGGUGAUAAUCUUCUUCCUCCAUUUCCGUUUCUGGAUCAAGUUCUUUAUGAUGUUCCUGGUUCUUCAAACAUGCUUAACGCUCCAUUGAUGCUUAUUCAGGUAACACGCCUCAAGUGUGGUGGUUUCAUAUUUGCUAUUCGUGUGAACCAUACAAUGAGUGAUGCAACAGGUAUAGUUCAAUUCAUGAAUGCCUUAGCAGAAAUAUGUCGUGGAAUGAAUGAACCUUCAAUCUCACCGGUGUGGCGCAGAGAACUUCUAAGCGCAAGGAACCCACCGAGAGUGACAUGUGAUCACCCCGAACUCGAACAAGCACCUGAUAAGAAAGGAACCGUCAAUGGGAUAUCCUUAGACAACAUGGUCCCACGAACAUUCUUCUUUGGUCCCAACGAGGUAGCCACAAUUCGGUCUCUCCUUCCAACCAACCAACAACAACAGUACACCAAAUUUGAAAUCAUCACCGCUUUUCUUUGGCGUUAUCGUACAAUAGCGUUACAACUAGAUUCAAACGAAGAAGUUAGUAUGUAUUUCGCAGUCAAUGGACGUAGCAAAUAUGUAAACCUACAAUUACCAAAUGGUUACUAUGGUAAUGUUGUUGGAAAUCCUGCUAUUGUUACAACAGCAGGCAAAAUUGUUGAAAAUACGUUGGGGUAUAUGUAUGCAUUGAAUUUAGUUAAGAAUGCAAAAGCUAAGGUCACCAAAGAGUAUAUGCAUUCAUUGGCAGAUUUAAUUGUUAUCAAGGGUCGACCUCUGUUUACUCAAAGGAAAUUUAUGUUUAUUGUGUCUGAUACUACACGAUUGGGAUUUAGAGAUGUCGAUUUUGGUUGGGGAAAAGCUAUUUAUGGAGGACCGGCUAUCGAAUCUCCUUUUCCUGGUAUUUUUAGCUUGUAUAUACCUUUUACAAAUGCUAAAGGAGAGGAAGGUUUGGUUAUAACACUUUGUUUGCCAAAACAAGCCAUGGAGAGGAUGGUGAAAGAACUUGAUAGUGUGCUUAAGGUAAAAAGUAACCAAUCUACAAACGGUGAUGCAAAUUAAUCUGGUAUCAUUAAAUCUUGGUUGCAGUUGUUUUUAGAAUUUUCCUUG
Lathyrus oleraceus (garden pea) is the source of this 1712-nucleotide messenger RNA. RefSeq names its product benzyl alcohol O-benzoyltransferase. The transcript has a single exon. The coding region runs from base 81 to 1664 and encodes 527 amino acids. The record is from RefSeq and is a predicted model, not a curated record. NCBI's taxonomy places the organism in Eukaryota, Viridiplantae, Streptophyta, Magnoliopsida, Fabales, Fabaceae.